Messenger RNA from Meloidogyne enterolobii, 6204 nucleotides. NCBI's taxonomy places the organism in Eukaryota, Metazoa, Nematoda, Chromadorea, Rhabditida, Meloidogynidae. The record is from the annotation of a GenBank genome assembly.
AUGGAGAAUAGCAACAUCAAUCAAAUAACUAUUGGAACUUUAAAUCGAAUAAAUAAUCCGUAUUCUGUUGGAAGUAUUGAAGGACUCAAUUUUAUUGCUUGUGCAAUAGGAUCUCAUUUACAUAUUUUAACUGAAAGAUUCGAAAAAAUUCAUGUUAUUCAUUGUGAUAUAAAUAAUUGUGAAAUUACUGCAGUCAGUUGCUGUUCUGAAUCUGGAAAGAUUUUUCCAUAUACAUGGACAGAAGCCCAAAGUUGGAGUAUGGAAGAUAAAAUUGGUGGAGUUCAUUGGGUGCUAGAAGGAUUUCGUUUACUUUUAUUUGUUGGAACAGAACUUAUACUUUAUCAAGACAAAAUUAUUUCCUGUUCAGUUGCAAUGAAUAAGCCUGCUCAAACUAAUGGAAUUAAAUUUACUUUAAAUUCAGAUGAAGAAAUUAAAUGGGAAGUUAUUUGGAGAAUUAAAUUAGCUAACAAAAUUAAACACGUCCGUUUUUCAAACGACGGGACUUUAUUUGCUACUUGUGGUUCUCAUGAUCCUUUUGUCAAAAUUUGGUAUCAACUUAAAGAUUCUUUUUCUUUUAUUUAUUUGCAACACCCUUCUUCUGUUUGUGGCUUUGAAUGGAGACAUUCUGGGGGAUUUUUAAUGCCUCGCAAAUUAGUUCACAAUGCUUUAAUUACAUGGUGUGAGGAUAAUACUGCGAGAAUAUGGAAAGAAGUCCAAAAUGGGGAUACAGGUCUUCAAUACAAUUUUAUCAAUGAUAUUCAACAUGCAAUUGUUCAACAAAAUGGGCAUCCUUCUGUUAUUAAACCAAAGCAUAAUCCACAUCGCGUUUCAUUGCAGAUGAGAAAGGCAAAAGCAAGGCUAAUACAAAAAUUUACUCACCAUCAAACUGAAAAAAAGAAACCCGACAUUCAAAAUUCUACACAAGUUCCCGAUUCAUCCGUUCCAGUUCGUCCCUCUUCAAUUGCUGAUUUUUCUAUUCCUAAUUAUGCCUCAGGAAAUCCUUUAGUUUUUUGUUUAAUUGCAACAAUUAAUGCAGAAGAUUGUCUACUUGUUCCUGCAAUUAGUCGUGUUUCUGAAAACAAAGACGAUGACGUGAAAAGAAAGCGACAUUCAAGAUUAUCAUUUUCUGUCCACUGGUUGAACAAUAAGGAAUAUGAUUUUGAAAUGGGGACACAAAAAGUUUUGGCAGAAAAUUUAGCCGAAAAUGAAUCUCGAGAUUUGUCUCCAUGUCAAAUUGUUUCAAUGCAUUCUUCAAGUAGUAGUGCUGGUUUUGCUGCUGACUUUUUAACUCCACAUCCAGGAAGUCUAUCACAUCCGUUAACUUCCCCAAAUUUGAUUAAAACAAGUCAACAGGCUGCUGAAUUGAAUGAUCCGAUGUCAAAUGAUUCAAUAGAUCACAAAUUGGAAGGUCUUUUAAGACAUUGGGUUAAAUCUUGUGAUAUUCUUUUUGCGAUUCAUCCAAUGGAUGGAAGCUUGUUAACAUGGACACUGGAAUGGCUAGAUGAUUAUUGGAAGCAACCUACAGUCAGUUUUGCUUCACGAAUUCCAGAAGCAUUUCCCCUAUCCGAUGCAGUUUCUCUAUUAUCUCCAAUGAACACUUUGCGUCCAUCACUUCACAUACUUUUUGAAUAUUCUCACAAAAGAAAAUCUGAUAUUGAAGAACAAAGUCAUACUCAAGAUUUUCAAGCUUUUCUUGCUCGAAAUAAGUAUUUGGCUAAAAACAAUGAAAUUUAUUUAUUAACAAAUCACCGAAUUGGUACCUUAAAUUUAUGGCGGAUACAAAUAGAAAAUACUCCAAAUGAAAGUGUUAUCCAACACCAAAAUAUUCCAAUUGCUGCUUCUGUUACAAACGUUGUACAUGGAUAUAGGAUAUGCAAACCUUCUAAUGAGCCAACAAAUUUGGAAAUUCAUAAAAAUGAAGGACUUUUCGAUGCUGCUUGCCUUUCUACUCCUCUCCUUCCUCAAUAUCAUCCAACUCAACUGGUUGGAAUGCUUAAUGCUGGAAAGAUACAAAGAGUCCGUGCUAUACUUUUGAAUGUUUUACACGCAUUACGAGCAAAUAAACAGGUCCGUAAAUUGUCUUCAGUUCGUCGAUAUUCUUUCGGUCGCCAAUCUUCUGUAGUGAAGCGACAAACUAUUGAUUAUGAUUUUGAUCCGGAUGUCAAACAGAGACGAAAUAGUAUUUCUGCUCGAUCUUCUUUCAACAAUAACGUCAUGGAACAAAAUCAAGUUGAUUCAAUUCCUUCUCUUCCUUUGUAUGCUUUGUUGUUAGCUGAUGAAGUUUCAGAAAAUGCGACAAAUUCUCAACAAAGCCAACUUGUUACAAGAAGUUCUUUCGACAAAAAGGAGGAGACAAAUGUUUAUGAUUCACUUUUCGCUCGAAGCAUUACUGAAGAAGAAAACUUUAAAUUUGAUGAGGACGAUUUUGAUGAUCAAUCAGACGAUGAAAGAAAAAAUUCAGUCAGUCGUAGCCGAAAAUUUUCUAUCGGAAGUUUAAAUGAAGCUAGUUUUUUGGUUUUAACAAAUCCAGGUUCUCCACCUGCCGCUAAAUUUACUGCAAAUCACGCAAGAUACUUGACUGAUAUUCUCACUCACACUCAUUUACAUGGUCUAUCCAACACUGAUCAAAUGCAUUUAUUAGCUGUAGCGGAUACGAUAAGUCAUUUUUCCAGUUCGGCAGUUGACAGAUUGGCACAUGCAAACGCUAUGUUUGAACAAGAAUCGUCAGCUAAUGAUAAGAAUGAACAAACAACUUUUGCUUACACUACUGGAAUGGAAACUGUAGACGAAUGUGGAUUGCGGUUUUUAAUGGCUAAAAAACAAUAUGAAUAUUUACUUCGUUGUUUACCGCUUAAACAAAGAAAACAGCUGAAAACAAAUGGAAUUUCUUCCGCAUAUGUAAUUUGGGCAUUCCAUUCUGAUACUGAAGCUGAAUUGCUUAGUUCAAUUCCUUGUGUUCAACGUCAACAAGAAAACUGGGAUGAAAUGCGUUCUUAUGGUGUUGCUUGGUGGUUGAGGAACGUUGCUUCACUUCGAACUUGUAUUGAAAGAGUUGCGAAGAAUAUUUUUCAAAAAGAUCAAAAUCCUUUGGAUGCUGCUUUAUUUUAUUUAGCCAUGAGGAAAAAGAAUGUCUUGACACAACUCUUUAAGACUGUUAAUGACACACGAAUGUAUGAAUUCUUUAGAGAAGAUUUUACUCAAGAGAAAUGGAAGAAGGCUUCGCUUAAAAAUGCUUUUAUUUUAAUGAGCAAACAACGCUUCCAUCAUGCCGCAGCAUUUUUUCUCUUGGCGGGGUCAAUUAAAGAUGCUCUUCAGAUAAUCUUGGCUAGAAUUCACGAUUUACAAUUGGCUAUAGUCAUUUUGCGUUUAUAUGAAGUUGAAACUGAAGCACAAUUUGAACUUCUUUCAGAACUUCUUUGUAAAGAGGUACUUGGCUGUGAAGUAGAACACUUUAGACAAUUGAUAAAAAAUUAUGAGAGUAAGAAAACUGUUGAACCAAUUACUUUUCCAAAUGCAAGAGGAGAUCCUUUUGAACGGUCAAUGUCUCUUUGGAUAAUGAAUGAAUAUGUUUUUUCUGUUGAAACAUUUCUUGAAGAGGCAAAUGAUCCUAAGAGGAUUAAAGAUCGUGAAAUAAAAAUGGAAAGGACUAAUAGCGACGAUACUUUGAGACAUUUUGAACCAUCAUUCCCGGAUAUAUUCAAUUUUUAUUCAUUUUUGAGGAGACAUCCACUAGUGAUUCGCCAAAAAUUAACACGUGCUGGUAUUGCAAUGACCACAACAGAACAUUUUCUUACAUGGACACGUAGAAUUGGUUCAAGGCUUAGCGAUAGUGAAAAACGUCUUUAUUUGAGAACGGCAAAUGCUCAUUUGGAUUCUGGUUGUCCGCUUUUAUCGCUUGAUGUUCUUACUUCGUUGCCCAAACAAUUUGGGCAAGAGGCGGAAUUAGAAGUAAUACUGCCUGAUGUGAAUAGACCAUCUCUUGAUGAACAGAUUGAUUGGUCUAUGCCUGUUUCAUCUAAAUUAAAUCAGGAAGAACGAUUUACUUCAAUUAAGCCAGAAAUUAAUGGAAAUUCACUUAAGAAAGAUUUGAUUACAAAACAUGAAUUAUCAACUUUAGAUUGUUCAUCUGAAUUACAAGAUUUGAAAUUAUUUUCGACAUUGAGUAUAAUGACUGAUGAACUUACAACAUUAGCCAAUGGAGAUUAUGAAAUUCCUGGAGGCCAACUUCGUUUAAAGCUUUAUUGUUGGUUGGAAAGGGAAUGUGAAGUUCUUAAAAAUAUUUGCUAUUCGCAAGAAGAUGAUUUUGAAGAUGAAGUGAACGAAGAUGAGGAAAACAGUCAAUGUUCAUCAAAUAUUAUAAACAAUGAAGAGCCGACAAGUUCGAUUAUUAAAGGAACAGAUGAAGAAUUACCACCUCUUCACGAAGCAUUAGAACAAGACAGAAUCGAAUUAAAAGAACGUAAAUCAAAAGCAUUGAAACGAAGACUAUGGUUAAAAAGACACCAAAAAAUUUUACAUUCUUUGGCUGCAUAUUGUGCCUUACACGGUAGCAGAAAUAUUCGUCUUAUUGCGGUACAAAUGGAAUUGCUUUUGCUUUUAAUGGAAGCUCAAAGAGAUAAGGAAGUAUCAGAUAUUAGAACUUUUCCUUUACUUGCUGCAUCUCUUUCACCCAACGUUAACUCACCUAUUUCUCCACUUCGUUUCAUGUCUGAACAAUGCGCUUCGUUGCUCUCUGCAAUAAAUCAGUUUGAUAAAAUUCCUCAAAUUGAUACUGAUGUUUCUAAAGUUAUGAAACUAUUUUCACUUUGCCAAGGACUUUCAUUUUGCGUCUACCAAUCUCUUUCAAAUAUUGAAUUAUUUAAUCAAUUUCGACUAUCUCCUCAAACGUUUUCUGGUCCAUUAACACAACCUAUUCGACGAACUAGUGUUUCGGUUACUGCAAUUGAUGAAUUAGAUGUUCGUAGUCAACCACAACAUUGGCCUGGCGUUGAUAGUUUAAUUAAACUUUUGAAUCGAGAAAGUUUGCUUGACAACACUCCUCCAAAUUUACGUCUUCUACUUGUUGAAUUCUUUUCAACAAUUUUUCUUUCAACAUUCCUCUAUACUUUCACUUUUUACGACUCUAGACUACUUUAUCGUUUGGCCGCGCAUCCUAUUGGUAAUCAAAUGUUUGGAGAGAUUUUUGGCGGUGGUGGAGAACAUAAACUAAAAAGCGCCAUCCCAGUACGUCCACCACCCCCAAGAAUUGGUGAAAGAACUGAAAGUAAUUCUCAACUUCAACAACAAAAUUCUAAUCAAGUUGAGGAAAUAGCUUUAAUGAGAGCAAAAUUACAUGCUAAAGUAUUUGCUCCCUCAUCUAAAGCUACAAUUAACCAAAAAUUACCUUCCAAAACUCAUCAAGGAGGUGCUUCAGAACAAAUUAUUCAAUGUUGGAUUCCCCCAAGAAAACACAUUUUACAAUAUUUUACAGAUAAAGUAUUAAGUAACCAAAUAGGAACAGUUGCAGAUGCUAUUUUUGAUGAUUAUGAUUCUGAUCAAGAAUCAAAUGAAGAAAAGGAAUUAGAUGAAACUACAACUGACUAUUUUAAAUUCCAAAGUGAUUUGGAUGAAUUGUCUUUAAAUAAAGAAAGAAUAUAUCCACAUUGUUGUCAUGAUAGUUAUGCGUGGCAAUUAAUUCGUUUGGCACUUUUAAGGCUUAUAAUUUCUAAAAUUGAAUGUUUUGUUGAGCUUGCUGGUUUUGAUUUGAGAGAAGUUGCAAGAAGAUUUCCAAAAUUAGAACAGUCGAUUACAUGUCUUAAUUUAUGGGCUGCACAAAUUGAAGCAAAGCUGGGAACAGAUUUAACUGAAUGUCCUCCUGAUUUCCUGCCAAAUAUGCAUGUUCAAGAACUUUCUGACAGUGAACAACAUCAAAAUCACGGGAAACCUGUUGCUGCAACACCAACACUAAAUAAAUACCACAAUUUAUUGUUAGAACAUGGAAACACUCCAUUUGAAUAUGAUGAAACUGGUGUAAAGCCUGUUAGACGUUUAUGGAUUCAGCUUGUUCAUCAAGAGAGUUUAAUGCCUCUUUUUGUCCGUUUUAUUUUUGGGAAAGAAAAAACAAAAUCUCUAAGUUCGUUCACUGAUGGAAGCGUCGAAAGCCGUUGUGGACGUCAAGCAGCCCCUAAAAAUAUUAUCUCACAAUUUCUUAAAAUAUUGAAUUAA